This is a messenger RNA of Amphibalanus amphitrite, 2661 nucleotides long. RefSeq lists its product as uncharacterized. Lineage: Eukaryota; Metazoa; Arthropoda; Thecostraca; Balanomorpha; Balanidae. Gene Ontology annotation, biological process: neurotrophin TRK receptor signaling pathway; negative regulation of protein kinase activity; negative regulation of TOR signaling. The transcript is spliced from 7 exons. Gene Ontology annotation, cellular component: cytoplasm. Bases 268 to 1404 code for a protein of 378 amino acids. The record is from RefSeq and is a predicted model, not a curated record.
GACGCAUUGACCCGAGAGGGUGAAGGUUUCCGCUAGUUUCCCUUCACAUAUGGCAGCAUUAAUCUGUACGUGCUGCCGGAAGCGAAACUGAAUAGUUGCUGAAUUUCGCAAAGCAGGCUUUAUGACUUGAGCUUGAUUUUCAUGUUAUUUAUUUUUAUUUGGAUUCAUCGCUGGUCGGCCUGGUCCACAAUUUUCCUAAAAUAAAACUUCAAAAAGAUAACCAGGUGCGCUAUUUUCAGUAUCUACUCUGGUAACUGGACAGCAGCCAUGUCUCACAGCCACACGUGCAACUGUCUGAACGUGCGUCUGGACGUGUGGCAGCUGCUGGCGGAGCCGCCGGCCGACCUGCCGGGCCCGGUGCGCGCCGAGCCGCUGGUGGCCGCCGGCUGCCUGUGGGCCGUGCUCGGCCCCGACCGGGUGGCCGUCGAGCAGACGGCCCUACUGCGCCGCCAGCCGGUGUCCGGCGCCGACGGCUGGUCCGUCUGCCGCUGCCUCAACUGCGGCUGCGUCACACACGCCGUCUCGGAGAGCGCCGGCUCCCCGGCGGCCGUCAGCCGCUUCCUGCUCUCGGAGCCGUCCCGGAUCGCCGCGCUGCAGCACAGCGACCGCUUCUCGCCCGCCUUUCGGAUCGUGCUGCCGCAGCUGACCGAGACGCUGGAGCGCUCGCUGGCGCCGCCGGCCAGUCCGCGCUCCCAUCCGGCUCUCACGGCCGCCCUGCGACACAUGAAGCUCAACGUCAGCGCAUAUGUUAAACGGGAGGAGGUGCGAGUAGAAACAGCCAUCCAGAACUUCCGAGAGGAGAAACUGGCGGAGCUGAAGGAGGCCAAACAGAGAGCCCACGAAGACUCACAGGCGUUCACAAGUCUGCUGCUGCGGGUGGAGGACCAGCUGUGUGUGACGCCCGAGUCGACCGGCAGUGGCGCACUCUCCUCUGUGGAGUCGGAGCGGCGCGACACGGUGGCCCCGCUGCGCAGUGAGCGUCGACCGUCGGGAGUUCCGUCCCAGGGCCUGGUCGGUGUCUUCCUGAUGGACGGAGAGGAUGACGUGGAGGUGGCCGAGGAGGCCGAGGAACAGUACCCCCAGGUGGGCUCCACCGUCGACCGACAGGAUUACGAGGAGCCGGACACGGACGACUCUGGUGUGGAGGAGCCGCGUCCGCUGCCGGUACCCACCAACCGAGCCGCUCAUAUGGCCGACGUGGCGCACUCGCUGCCCGUGCACAUCCCGGUACCGGCCGAGCUGAUGGCUGCUGGUCGUCAGCGGCCGUACCAGCCGGAGGAGGAGGCGGUGCCGGAUAUCGACCAGAUGGCCGACUCGAUCCGUCAGUUGGCGCAGAGCCUGCACACGGAGCCGGGCAUGUUCGCCGACCUGCCGCGGCCGCGCACCAACACCAUGAACCGAUGAGCGCCGGCCAGACGUCCGACGGGCCGCCGGACGGCUCUGCUGGACCGCUCGAAUGGCUCCGCCGGGCUGCUCGAUCGGCCCUGUUAGCCGCUCGAACGGCCCUGUUAGCCGCUUGAACGGCCCUGCUAGCCGCUCGAACGACCGGUGGGUCCCCCGGACGGCUCUGCUGGCCACCGCAGACAGAGUGCGCCAUCAGAAGCCGCCGGUGCAGAGACCUCAGUGGUGUGGUGCGCGGCCGUGAAAACUGUGACAUAAGGGUAAAUUUUCAUUGGCGGGUUGCCUUUGGCAUUGGGAUCAGUAGUCCGUAUUCAGCGAGGGGCUUGUGCUAUUGCGCUCACAAGUCAAUGUCAUGGUGCGGUUGAUGAGAUACGCGAGACGCUUACGCCCUGUACCGAACCGUCAAAGGAUAUACCGCCAGAUCGGUUUGGUCUGUUAGGUCGACCGCAAUCGCCUUUUAUUGUAUUGUCCUUUUCGCAGUUACCUCUGAGCCCAGGUCUGAAAGUUUUGGUUUUCACUCUGGCAGUCCUUUUGAAGCAGCUCUUGUUCUUUAGGAUUAACUCGCGAUGAUCUGAUCAUUUCACAUCAUGAUUUUUGUAUUGAUUACGUGCAGGAUGGAACGGCUAUUACCUUUGAGGUUAUUGGUUGCAAUAUUAUUUGAAUUUUAACCAUAUAGUCAAAUGUUGGGUGGGACUGGUUAUAGGCAAUCAUUCACUGUUAAUGAAGUAAUUGGUCAUGUUCAGGAGCAGUCUUUCUAGCUUUUCAGAGAUAUAUACAGGUCAGCAUACAGUGUACCAUUAUCAGUCAAAGUAUCACCACGUUUAUCAGCAGCGGGAUGGUUUUCUUAGGUCGUGCGUCGGCCGCCAGCCACCUCUUGCCAUGAAGCAGCGUUCGCGGGUGGUUCUGCCACCGCGACACACAGAAUAUACACAGGGCGGCGUCUGAUAGUUAGACGCCGCUCUCCGGUUAACGUUUGGCUGUGCUUGGCGACGCGGUUCGUCAUGUUACUCGUGGGGCAGCGGACGGGUGGGGCGCGCAGCGGACGGGAUAGGGCGCCUGCCGUCCAGCGCCGACCCUGGGACGGAGUGGUGGGUUCUGUCUGCUCGUCUGCCCCGCGGUGUCUGUGUGUGUGAGCUGCUGCGCGCUGUUCUGCGGACGUGUAGCUGUGAUAGUCGGCAGGAGCGUCCACCAGCGCAGCCCCUGUGCUUCAGCCCGCCGCCCGGCCCGACCGCUAUUCACUAAUACAUGGCUGCAGCGUGA